AUCUCAGUUGUUGCGUGAUCAGCUGACCGAGCAGCUCGGUUGGUCAGUGGGACGAGCAGCUACAAACAAGCCGACAAGGAGGAUAGUUUCUGUUUUUAUUUGCCCCGGAGGGAAACAUUCGUCGAUAAGCCUUCCACAAGAAGGACAUGUUCCAGUAGGACUCAUUGUUUCUGACACAUCAGCAUAAUGUCGGGGAACAGCCUGGUUCUACCCAUAGUGCUGUGGGGCCGCAUGGCUCCCACCCACUGCAUCAGCAGUCUGCUGGUGAUGGACGACUUCAGCACCAUCAUCACCGGCUGCCAUGACGGCCAGAUCUGCCUCUGGGACAUGACACCUGAGCUGGAGAUUUGUCCUAGGGCCAUGUUGUUUGGUCAUACAGCCUCCAUCACCUGCCUGUCAAAAGCAAGCGCGUGCACUGACAAACAGUACAUUGUCAGUGCAUCAGAGAGUGGAGAGAUGUGUCUGUGGGAUGUGAAUGAUGGACGCUGUAUUGAGUUCACCAAGCUGGCCUGCGCUCACACUGGCAUACAGUUCUAUCAGUUCACCAUCGGCACACAGAGGGAGGGACGUCUGCUUUGUAAUGGCCACUACCCAGAAAUCCUUGUGGUGGAUGCCACCAGCCUUGAGGUCCUGUACUCGCUGGUGUCCAAGAUCUCUCCUGACUGGAUCAGCUCCAUGAGCAUCAUCCGAUCCCACCGAACCCAAGAGGACACAGUGGUGGCAGUGUCAGUGACGGGGAUUUUGAAAGUCUGGAUCAUCACAGCUGAGGUCAGCAGGAUGCAGGACCUGGACCCUGUGUUUGAGGAAGAGUCCAAACCCAUCUACUGUCAGGGCUGUCAGAGUAUUUCCUUCUGUACCUUCACUCAGAGCAGCCUGCUGGUUGUCUGCUCCAAGUACUGGAGGGUGUUUGAUGCAGGUGACUACUCGCUGCUCUGCUCAGUGCCCAGUGACAGCGACCAGGCCUGGACCGGAGGAGAGUUCAUCGCCGCAGACAAAGUCAUCAUCUGGACCGAAGACGGCCGCAGUUACAUCUACAAGCUGCCCGCCAGCUGUCUGCCAGCUAGCGAACAUUUUCGCAGUGAUGUUGGGAAAACCAAAGAAGGCUCAAUCCCUCCGCUGAUCUACAGCAUUGCAGAGCGCUCAGACAAACAGCUCCUGAUCUGUCCUCCUGUGACCCGGUUCUUCUUCGGCCGACGGGAGCCCUUCCAUAAGCUGCUGAUCCAGGGUGACUCAGCGGGCAGACUGUCCCUGUGGAGCAUCCCAGACUCCUCGCCUUUGCAGCCAGCGUCGACCGCCGCAGAGCUGCAGGUGUCGUCCACCAUCAGUCUCCAGGAGGCGUUUGAUAAGUUGACCCCUGUGUCUGCAGGGAUCAUCGACCAGCUCAGUGUCCUGCCUGGAAAAGAAGAACCCAUUAAGGUGACAGCCAGCGUGUACAUCCCCUCUCAGGGUCGUCUGGUGUGCGGUAGAGAAGACGGCAGCAUCAUCCUGGUUCCUGCCACUCAGACCGCCAUCGUCCAGCUGCUGCAGGGGGAGCACAUGCUCAGGAGAGGCUGGCCUCCCCAUCGUACCUUGCGAGGUCACCGGAACAAGGUGACGUGCGUCCUGUAUCCGUACCAGAUCUCUCCCCGCUACGACCAGCGCUCGCUGGUGUCCGGAGGAGUGGACUUCUCCGUCAUCGUCUGGGACAUUUUCACCGGAGAGAUGAAGCACAUUUUCUGUGUCCAUGGAGGAGAGAUCACGCAGCUCAUCGUCCCGCCUGAAAACUGCAGCACUCGGGUUCAGCACUGCGUCUGCUCGGUGGCCAGCGACCACUCCGUCGGCCUGCUCAGUCUCAGGGAGAGGAAGUGCAUCAUGCUGGCGUCGCGACACCUCUUCCCCAUUCAGGUCAUCAAGUGGCGUCCAGCAGACGACUACCUGGUGGUGGGAUGCUCUGAUGGCUCCGUCUACGUCUGGCAGAUGGACACAGGAGCCUUGGACCGCUGUGUGAUGGGUAUAACGGCAGUAGAGAUCCUGAACGCCUGUGACGAGCUGGCUCCGGCCACUGUGGACGCUCUGAGCCACUCAGCUGUGAACCUGAAGCAGGCGAUGACUCGCCGCAGCCUGGCAGCACUGAAGAACAUGGCCCAGCACAAACUGCAGACACUCGCCACCAACCUGCUGGCUGCAGACAACGCUGACAAGGGCAACUUGCCGAAAUACUCCCAUAAUGCCCUGGUGGUCCAGGCAAUGAAGACCAACCUGACGGACCCUGACAUGCACGUGUUGUUCUUUGACGUGGAGGCGGUGAUCAUCCAGCUGCUGACAGAGGAAGCCCAGAGACCCAACCCCACGCUGGUGUCUCCAGAGACGCUGCAGAAGAGCCAGGCCGGGGCUGACAAGGGGGGGUCCUUCCUGGCAAACAAGAUCUUCAAACAGGUGAAAGAGACAAUGAAGGAGACCAUCAAGGAGCACCUGUUGGACGAAGACGAGGAGGAGGAGGAGGAGAUGAGGAGGCGAGAGGAGAAGUCCAAGUCUCUGAGUCUGCUGGAGUACAACCUGACCAUGGACACGGCCAAACUCUUCAUGUCCUGCCUGCACGCCUGGGGUCUCAACGAACAGCUGGACGGCAUCUGUCUGGAGCGGCUGGGCAUGCUCAGACCGCACUGCCCCAUCUCCUUCGGCCUGAUCUCCAGGGGAGGACACAUGUCCCUCAUGCUGCCCACCUUCAAGGAGUCCUUGCUGCGACAGUUGUCCCUUGCGACGGGUCUGAAGCUGACCCUGUCGGACAUCGUGGGGAAGGGGACGUACGGGGUGUCGAGGGCCGUCACCACACAGCACCUCCUGUCUGUGAUUUCACUGGCCAACACUCUGAUGGGCAUGACCAACGCCACCUUCGUCGGAGAGCACAUGAAGAAAGCACCAGCCAGGCCUCCCAGACCAGGAGGAACCCCGGAGACUCCUCGCAGGAUGCUGGCCGCCCCCCCUCAACCCUCCAACCCGGCGCUACAGGCCCAGAUCAAACAAGCUGCUGUAGCUGCCACAGCCAGUGCUGUUACUACUGCUACUGCUGGGGCUCCGGGGGCCCCCGGGGGCCUUCCUCAAGGGGCCCCUGGCUCCCCCAGCCCCGGCCCUGCUUCUCAUAACAUCCCCUCAGUCAACGAAGGAUGGAGCCAGCUGGCAGCCAUGCACUGUGUGAUGCUCCCUGACCUCCUGGGCCUGGACAAGUUCAGACCUCCUCUGCUGGAGAUGUUGGCGAGAAGAUGGCAGGACCGCUGUCUGGAGGUGCGAGAAGCAGCACAAGCUCUCUUAUUGGCUGAGUUAAGAAGGAUUGGCCAAUCAGGACGUAAGGACACCAUCGACAUGUGGGCUCCCUACCUGCCUCAGUAUGUGGAUACUGUCAGCUCCCCUGGGUCGACCACUGAGCCCUCCCCUCCAGCCCCGCCUCCUCCUGAGGCUCAGCAAAUAGAAACCAAGGUGCCUGAGGAGGAAAUGGAUGUCACGGAUGAUGACAUCACAGCAGGCUGUCUGUCCAACCUUCCACCAAAUGCGAAGAAGAUCUCCAACUCGUACGAGGAGCGCCGUAAACAAGCCACUGCCAUCGUGCUGUUGGGGGUCAUCGGGGCUGAGUUUGGCGCUGAGAUUGAACCUCCAAAGGGUGCAGCACGGGCUCGAGCCGGCGGACAGGCGCCUGAGGGCUUCGGACUGACGAGCGGAGGGUCUUCCAACUACUCACUGGCCAGGCACACAUGUAAAGCACUGACCUUCCUGCUGCUGCAGCCCCCCAGCCCCAAACUGCCUCCCCACAGCACCAUCCGCCGCACCGCCAUCGAUCUGAUUGGCCGAGGCUUCACCGUCUGGGAGCCGUACAUGGACGUGUCGGCGGUGCUCAUGGGACUGCUGGAGCUCUGUGCUGACGCCGAGAAGCAGCUGGCCAAUAUAACCAUGGGUUUGCCCCUCAACCCGCCGGCUGACUCAGCUCGCUCAUCCCGCCACGCCCUCUCUCUUAUCGCUACUGCCCGCCCACCAGCCUUCAUCACCACCAUUGCAAGAGAGGUUCAUCGGCACAACGCAGCUCAGGCAAACUCUCAGUCGCAGCAGAACGUUCACACCACCACUCUGGCCAGAGCCAAGACUGAGAUACUGCGAGUGAUUGACAUCCUGAUAGAGAAGAUGCCUGGAGACGUUGUGGAUCUGCUGGUCGAGGUGAUGGAUAUCAUCAUGUACUGUAUUGAAGGUUCUCUAGUGAAAAAGAAAGGACUGCAGGAGUGCUUCCCUGCUAUUUGCAAGUUCUACAUGGUUGGAUACUGUGACCGUAGUCACCGCAUCGCCGUUGGAGCUCGCCAGGGUUCAGUGGCCCUUUACGACGUCCGUACUGGAAAAUGCCAGAACAUCCAUGGUCAUAAGGGUCCGAUCACAGCGGUGUCGUUUGCCCCUGAUGGCCGUUACCUGGCAACUUACUCCAGCGCUGACAGCCACAUCUCUUUUUGGCAGAUGAACACCAGUCUGCUGGGCAGCAUCGGGAUGUUGAACUCUGCCCCUCAGCUUCGCUGCAUUAAGACCUACCAGGUUCCUCCUGUGCAGCCGGCAUCCCCGGGCUCCCAGAACUACCUGAAGCUCGCCCGCCUCAUCUGGACCUCCAACCGCAACGUCAUCCUCAUGGCCCACGAUGGCAAGGAGCACCGCUUCAUGGUCUAAACAACAUCUGUGUCUCCAGCUGAGCCCCCGGUGUCCAGUAUCUGACAGACCUAGACCUGUGUUACGGUUUUUGCUCUGAGGCAGUCUUAAGUUUUAGCUUCAAAUAUGUAUCUUGACCUGCUGAGUUCAACAAUUGAUGGAGGCUGAAAUUAAGUCAGGCUGACAGUAAAAGCUCAUUCAAAGGUUUGUCUUUAAAAAAAAAAAAGAAAAGACAUUUCACUUGAAAAAUCUGCAGCCUGAUCGUCAAAGUAAAAACCCAGCUCAGGUCCAGGUUUGGACUGUGAUAAUUGUAAGGACACCCACUCUGUAAUAUAUUUAAAAGCCGUGAUAGAAGGCUUGUUUACAUUAUGAUUUGCAUUGAUGUAUUUUUUGUUUUGUUUUUACACUUUGUUUCCAUUCCUAUUUAUUUGAGAUGUCACAGAUGUCCUCUGUUGCCAUCUUGCUGGAGCCAUUUGGGUCACAACUGUUGCUGUUUAUUCAAAACUGGCUUCCCACCUAUUUUUUAGUUUACUUAUUAUUAAAUGUUUGUAAAUUAUUGCAGGUAUUUGUGGAGUCACUUUGCAGAAACAGUGAUUGGAACAUGGUAUAACACAUACCCCCCUUUCUAACAAUGUGAACCUAGUGCUAGUUCUGGGCUGGUGCUAGUGCCAGUUCAGAGUUGUUCAACUUGAGAACCUUCUAAGAACCGGUUUGCUUUUCCACGGGCUAGAGAGCCACCUUAGGGCCAUGUCAUUACUGUGAUGUUGCAUUACAUUACCAGCGUAGCUCGCUGUUGGUCAACUAAGGUUAUCCAAGAAGUCAUACUACUCAUUUUAUCGAUGAGAAAAUAGUAGCUAUGCUUGCUUGGGUAAUGUUAGCUGACCAACAACUAGCUAGCCUCAAUGCUACAUUUGUAACAUCUACGUGCUAAACAGCUAAAACAUUUAUAGAUUACUGGCCACAAGGCACCCCCAGCCCCUGUUCUAACAGCUCUAGGUUUGAAACCAGCAAAGUGGUGCUGUGUUGCAGCCAAUUUUCCCGGCCAAGAGCCUGUUCUGUUGGGGCCAAAAUCAAAAAACUGGUUUGAGAUUAGGCACCGGCUCUGAACCAGCUGUACAGCUGACUUGAAAAAAAAAAUGUAACAGGGACCCAGAUUGAACCAGUUUACGCUCUUUUUUAAUUUUCUGCUUUUUAAAGUUUGCUUGGAAGUCAAAAAGUGAAACAACCUAAAAGUAAUUUCUUUAAUUUUAGUUGCUGGAAUGAAUUCUUUCUGGUAGACUGUUGAAAACAUUGCCCACUUGAAGGCUUUGGUACUCUCUGACCUCUGUAAGACAAGUACACACUUUUCACAUCUCAGACUGUGUGUGUGCGUGUGUAUGUGUGAGUUUGUUUGUGUGAGUGAGUACUUUGGUGAUGGGUUUUAUUUUGUGACACCUUGGACUCUUUCCCAUCCUCUCUGAGAUUCAUGCAGAAAUGUGUGUGUGUGUGUCUGAGUGUUUACACCCUGAGUGUAUUUUCACAAACACACAUUCUCACUUCAGCCGGCUCGUCCUAAAAGCACGAUCACAUUAAAGCUUCAGAUACUGGAGGUGCAGCAUUACUCACUGCAGAUAUUUAAAAAAAAAAAGACAAAAACUAAAACAUCUUAUUAUUUUAGUCACAUUUUUAGGGGAUAACGGAAACACUGUGUUGUUCAACAAAAGAAGUUCCGUGGUACCAGUCCUAACUCACUCCUAGUAGCUGAUUUGAUUUGUUCUAAAAGGGGCAAAAGAUAUUUUGAUAAUUAUCAAAAGUUGGUCAUUUUUAUUCAAAAUGUCUUCCCAUCCUUGAUUUCACUUUGCAUUGAGUCUGAAUCAGAUUUGUUCAGCCUCUUUGAGUCUGUUUUGUCAGUCUAGUCAUUCUUAAACAGUUUGGUGUUCUCAGCCUGUUUUAUCACCGGAUUCCAUUCUAUGUUCACAUUUUGCUCCAAGUUCCCAAGUUUCUUUUUCUCCUUUUAUUUUUGUUUUGCGGGUCAUGUCACUCACUUCCUUCUGGCUUCUCUAGAGUUUCCAUCCCCUUGGAUGUAAAAACUCUUUGUAUGUUUGAAGGAAAACAACUCACUUGUUUUUUAUGUGAGGAUUGUGUGUUUUUUUGCAGACAAUGAGGCUUUAUAUGUCACUGAUAGAUGUGAAGACUACUCUUCGUCCUGCAAGUUUUUCUCUUUCACUUGCUCAUGUGUUGGGAGGGUAUGUCUAGAUACAAAUGUGUACAUAUACAGUAUAUAUAGAUAUAUAUAUCAGAACUGCUGCGUAAUGUAGUAAUGUUAUUCCUGUACAGUGAGCUUUGAUCCCAUUUGGUGUAUUUGUUGUGGCUAAUGUGAUUGUCUGCCUGGCACUGACUAGUUGUUCAAAUGAGUGAACUUUAGAUUUUCACUUUAGAUUUUUCAGAAAAUGAGAAGUGAUUUUUCUUCUUUUAGUUUUAACAAGAAACAUAAACUGGCCCAGAUUAUUUAAAAUUAGCUAAAAGGUCCAAAAAUGGAAAAGUCUUCUUAUUACACAAUCCUUUUAUUGAAAGAAACAAAAGGUUAUUAAUAGGACACAUUUACAGUUUAAUAACUGCAUCUGUUCUCUUAAAUCUGCAGUAGGUAAUUUUAAUAAAAAUAUUUUCCUGUCACAUUUGCUGAAACUUCAACUAUAUACCCUACAGUAGUACAUAAGAGAGAUAGUCUAGGAAGAAAACAGGUUCCUCUGGCUUGUUAAGUGCUCCUAAUGGCAUUUGCAAGAAUCCACCAGGCCUGUCAAAGUUGUUGACCCUUGGAAUGAGACUUUCUUUCAGGCACGGUGCAUUUUCACAAAUGUCAGUAGGAGCACUAGGAGGAGCCAGAGGAACAUACUACUGUCAUGAUAUAGUGAAAGUUUCAGCAAAUAUGACAAAAAAAUGACUUACUAAAUUUUGGUAACAUUCCUCGAAGGCAUGAAUCAGCUCAACAGCCAGGAACUAACCAUGUGAUUGCUUCUUAUAAGGAAUGCUAACAGCUUUAACAGCACAAUCGGUUUAGAGACUAACAGCAGCUGAAAAGGUUUUUGUGGACCUCCAGUGGUUUAAUUUCUCACCUUGCUUCAUUGAUGUAGAAGUGUACUCAAGGGUGUGUCAGUACACCAUGACAUCACUGUCAGGUGUGUGGUUACAGAUGCAACAAAGCACACUUCUUUCCAGCAUGAGUCUUUGUAGUUGGUGACAUGUUUUUGCACAUUGGCUGUUGGUCAGGACCUUCUUGUUUUAAAAUGUUUGAGUGUUCAGAGUUUUAUGCAGAAGAUAAAUAUAUACAUAUAUGCAGCUACAUUUAUAGAGACAGUGUUCUGCCAGAAUCAGAAAUCAAUUGUUUAGAUGUUUUUAUUGUUGACAUGUUUGAAUAAUUUGACGCACUAACUAGACACUUAACUGGCUUUAAUUCUAUAUUUUCCACUUCAACUUUCUUCCCUCUGUCCCUCCUCGUCUCUGUCCUCCCCCUCUCCUCCCUCCAUCUCCUGUCAGUUUCAUUAGUGUUGUCAGAAAGCUUCUAACACUGUUACACACCUGUAAACCCGAGUGUGUCAAAGCUUUUCACAAGUUCUUCCUCUCCUUUAAAAAAAAAAAUAUAUAUAUAUAUAUCCAGCAGCUCGUCAGAUGGGUUUCUCAAAACACACACACAAACACACAAACACACAAACGUCAAGUCCAGACAGUUUUGAGAUCUUAAUCUUUCGUUUUCUCCACCACUCUUUACAGUUUGAGAAAAUAUGUUUUUGGCAGCCUCACAGGGGAGGAAAGGUGAGAAAAAUAAAGAAGGCAGAGAGGAAGAGCUGAAGAGUAAGUAACAAGUGAGGAAGAUCAGGUCACCCACCCAGAAAAAGAAGGUUCUGUGGUGGAGCUAGUGAACCGAAAUGUCUGAAAGAAUCUUCUGGUUCUUCUUCAGAUAUAGCAACGUGGAAAAAAUAAGACGACAUGCGAAGCAGUUGCUGAAAACAACUCAAACACUGCAGAUGUUUUUGAAAUUGAGCUUUACAGCACUCUAAAGAUUAUUUAUGACAAUGUUACACUUCUGUGACUUGAAUAUGAACAUGAUAAAUACAGAAGGAACAUUUUUACAUUUUUAGGUCCCUUCAUUUUCUGACGUUCCUCAACCCUCGUGUUUCCUGUGAAACUGAACUCAUAAAACAGUCUCUUCAGUCUGUCCCUCAGACUGUGAAUAACAAAUUUACCUCUAGUGUCUGAUGUGCGAUGACCAGAUUGAUUGUGUUUUAAAAAGUGUUUGCUUAUUUAGUUGUCAGCAGCAAAAAUUUAUUUCUGAAUUUCACACUAAAUGUAAUCAGCAAUUUUUCUCAUUAAUUUUGCUUUGAUUUGAUUAUGUGUUUAUACAGUGAACUCAGCCUCAAUAAUUAAGUGUGUGUGUCUGUGUGUGUGUGUGUGUGUGUGUGUGUGUGUGUGUGUGUGUGUGUGUGUGUGUGUGUGUGUGUGUGUGUGUGUGUGUGUGUGUGUGUGUGUGUGUGUGUGUGUGUGUGUGAUGUAGUGCAUGUAUAUAAGCUUCCCUUGCUGUAACACAGAGCAGGUUGAAUCUACUGUGCAUCGUAUAAACAUGUGUUGUGUUAAAAUGUGUUGUUGUUGUUGACUGUGUCCAAUAAAGAUGAAAAUGAAA
Dicentrarchus labrax (European seabass) is the source of this 9307-nucleotide messenger RNA. Its product is annotated as WD repeat-containing protein 7. Gene Ontology annotation, molecular function: protein binding. The transcript is spliced from 31 exons. Gene Ontology annotation, cellular component: cytoplasm. NCBI's taxonomy places the organism in Eukaryota, Metazoa, Chordata, Actinopteri, Moronidae. Bases 187 to 4674 code for a protein of 1495 amino acids. The record is from RefSeq and is a predicted model, not a curated record.